UAUAAAUUCAAGCAGUUUUUUCUUUAUUUUGUAGUCUCUCGUCGCUUUUUAUAAUCUUUUUCUAUUUCCCCUGUAAUAAUCAUGAAAUAUAUUUACUUACUGUGUAUGGCUGCUCUUCUCGUGAAUGCUCAGGAAGCACCUGUAACCACCGCCCCCAGAGACAAACCAGCCAAUUUACCCAACGUCGACUGGGACAUAUUAAGGAUGGAUGCGGCCAACCGCGAAAAUCUAUGCCAGCGUCAAAUCGCUUAUUGUGCUAACAAUUGCGGCGGGCCAAAUGAAGCUCCUAAAAAUUUCUGUAAUUCAACGUCCAUGGCCUGGGGUUGCGGUUGCAAGAGAAAAGUCCCGGAUUUUACUCCAUACUUAUGGCCCAUUGUCCAAGGUGAAUGCUCAGGAAAGUAUCAAGCGUGUCAAACGGCUUGUAUCACUGCCAAGGACGCCAAAUGUGCUACCGCUUGCAAUGAUUAUUAUCAGUGUGGAUCACCGAAUGCACCUCCCAGCUAUCUGCAAACUGAAUAUCCCACCGAUACUCCAUCUUAUUCUGGUGUUAAAAAGGAGAAUGCCCCUGUAGGCAAUAACAAUACCGUAAAUCCGUCUGGUUCCAACAAUGGCGCCACCCUCACCGGCCAAUCGUGUUACGGACUCUUUAUUGCCAUAGCAUCACUGUUGUUGCUAACAAUGAAUGGCCAAUAGUUUCAAUAAUGACAGUAUAAGCGUAUAGAAUAGUUCUCUAUUGGAUAAUACUUGAUCGCCCCGCAUCCGUUCUCAUGUAAAAAGGAACGUAAACAGACAUGCAGGAUUAAACUAUACCCUACUUUUAUUUUCCC
Messenger RNA from Radiomyces spectabilis, 827 nucleotides. RefSeq lists its product as uncharacterized. The record is from RefSeq and is a predicted model, not a curated record. The transcript has 5 exons. NCBI's taxonomy places the organism in Eukaryota, Fungi, Mucoromycota, Mucoromycetes, Mucorales, Radiomycetaceae. Bases 82 to 693 code for a protein of 203 amino acids.